Corylus avellana is the source of this 1549-nucleotide messenger RNA. RefSeq names its product syntaxin-112. Lineage: Eukaryota; Viridiplantae; Streptophyta; Magnoliopsida; Fagales; Betulaceae. Gene Ontology annotation, molecular function: SNAP receptor activity; SNARE binding. Gene Ontology annotation, biological process: intracellular protein transport; exocytosis; vesicle fusion. Gene Ontology annotation, cellular component: endomembrane system; SNARE complex; plasma membrane. The record is from RefSeq and is a predicted model, not a curated record.
UUGAUUGAUGGUCUUUGUUUUAGGGGCAUAUAUGUAAGCUGCAAAAGGCUUCAAAGAUCUCACAAAUUUUUUCCUUGAAUUUUCAAAAAUCCUAAACCACUUUCACAGAGAACAAGAUUCAAGCACUUGACCUGAGCUUCUCCUUUCUUAGCAUCCACUUCUUCUUCUUCCAGGUGGGUCUUUGAUCGUCCCAAAGAUGAAUGAUCUUAUGACGAAGUCAUUUCUCAGUUACGUGGACCUGAAGAAACAGGCCAUGAAAGACCUGGAUGCUGAGCCAGAUAUCGAGAUGGGAAAACUUAACCCUGCUGAUGAACAGAACCUCUCACAGUUUUUCGAAGAAGUGGCUGGAAUCAAGGCUGACAUGGAAGAGAUCACCAAUCUUCUUCUCAACCUUCAGGACCUGAAUGAAGAGACCAAGUCUGCUCACAGUGCUAAAGUUCUUCGUGGGCUAAGGGAUAGGAUUAACUCAGACAUGGUCUCCAUUCUCCGGAAAGCGAAAAAUAUUAAAGCAAGAUUGGAGUCGCUUGAUCGGUCUAAUAUUGUUAAUCGAAAGUUAUCUGAGGAAUACAAAGAAGGAAGUCCGGUUGAUCGAACGAGGAUUUCGGUGACCAAUGGUUUGAGGCUUAAAUUGAGGGAUAUGAUGAAUGAUUUUCAGUCUUUGAGAGAACAGAUUGUUAAAGAUCACAAAGAAGGUCUGAAGAGGAGGUAUUAUGCAGCCACCGGAGAGGAACCCAGCGAGGAAGAUAUUCAGAAGAUGAUUUUGGGAGGUGGGCAGGUCAAUGUUUUUGAAGGGAGGGAAGAUUUGAUAACAGAGAAUAAGGAACGGCAUGAGGCGUUGAAGGAUAUACAGAGGAGCUUGACAGAGCUCCAUCAAGUUUUUCUAGACAUGGCUGUGUUGGUGGAAACACAAGGAGAAAAGAUUAAUGAUAUUGAGGAGAAUGUGGCUAGCGCUGGGGCUUACAUAAAUGGUGGAACCAAUGGACUCUUACAUGCUAAUCAGAUGAAGAAGAGGAGAGGAAAAUGGCUUUGUUGGAUAGCUGGUUUGGUGCUGCUUCUGUUGUUGAUAUGCCUUAUUUCCAUCUUAGCUUCUUGAAGUAUCUGAGUUCAUAGCUGAGGCUUUGAUUGCUGCUAUAAAAUUGGGAAGGCUUGGUUUGUUAGACUGGAGCUUUUUUCAUGGAGAAGUUUCAUACUGGCUGUUGGAUUUCGAAUGUAAUUGGGAGGGUAAUCUGUGAUGAUAUCUCUUCAUCUUCAACUGUUUGGUUCUUUGUAAUUCAAUUUCUGUGAACAGAGUUUUUCUAUUGAGCUUUCUAAGAUUGUUACUUUGCGUUCCUUCCCCUCUCCUGUCUUUUGCUAUAAUGGAAAGCACCUUUUGAAUCUGCUAGAGUAAUGCAAAUCGACACCCCUCUAUUAGAGUUUGAUAUUUUACUUGUCUCCCUUGUUUCUGUAUGAGCAACUUUUGACUGUUAGAUCAAUUUAGUCUGUUGCUAUGAUUAUUUAGAUAAAGCUUUAAAACAUAUUGAACUUUGAUGGCAGAAGCAGCGAGGGCCAU